Molecule: messenger RNA, 357 nt
Organism: Haemonchus placei
Lineage: Eukaryota; Metazoa; Nematoda; Chromadorea; Rhabditida; Trichostrongylidae
Source: the annotation of a GenBank genome assembly
AUGAAAGGAAUCAUUGGAUCCGAGUGCUUCACAUCACAUCACCGAAUACAAGAAGCAGCCCGUCAGUCGCGGUAUAUAGACGACGACUUGACGACACCGCGAGCUUCAACCUUUGACGUACGGUCGGAGGGUGAUCACUUGCAAACAGCUUCGAUGACAUCGUCGAUUGUCGCGGAAAGCCAUGGCUCUUCCAAUACGUCACCGACCGAGAGUCGAAUUGAUGUGGCCAAUCCGUCUGAUGUCACAAGUACACCAAAACCAUUCCGAUGUGUGACCCGAUCAGCAAAAGCGAAGCGAAUACGUUUCUAUCGAAAUGGUGAUCAGUAUUAUAAGGUAUGUCGCAUUGAUCUUGGCUGA